Molecule: messenger RNA, 492 nt
Organism: Spinacia oleracea (spinach)
Lineage: Eukaryota; Viridiplantae; Streptophyta; Magnoliopsida; Caryophyllales; Amaranthaceae
Exons: 1
Coding region: 1-492 (163 amino acids)
Source: RefSeq, a predicted model, not a curated record
AUGGGGUACUACCUCACAGAUGGAAUUUAUCCAAAUUGGGCUACGUUCAUUCAAGGAUUUUCUCGUCCCCAACUUGAAACGGAAAGGUUGUUUGCUAACAGACAAGCGCUUGUUCGUAAGGAUGUUGAACGUGCGUUCGUAGUUUUGCAAGCAAGAUUCGCCAUUUUACGACAACCAUCUCUGGCUUACGAUGAAGAUAUAUUAGGCGACAUAAUGAAGGCUUGUAUCAUCAUACACAAUGUGAUAGUUGAGGAUGAACGAGAUAUGUAUGUCCGAGCUGAUGUGUUACGAAGGUACUAUGAAGAAGACCUUUCGAGCUUAACCGCAACAGUGAAUAAUGGUGAACCUUUUGAGUUCCAGACUGGACAACCCUUCUCCAUUAACGCAUUAUUGGGGAGAAUAAUAGCUUUGCGAAGCAGUCAAACUCAUCACUCUUUGAAAGAGGAUUUAAUUGAGCAUAACUGGCAAAAAUAUGGAGGCAAUAAUCAUUAA